CCAUUUUUAUGUAUAAUAAGUUUAAAGGUGCUGAAAUGGCGACCGCGGCGAAACGAAUUCUUGUGCUAGGAACGGACGGGGGUCUUCAAUCGAACUAUGCGCUGGAAUAUAUGACAAAACACGUGUACCGAGAAGGUGAUUACGUGUACGUGGUUUACUGCCCAAAGUUGAGGAUGCAGCAAAGAGGAUGUAGCGAUUUGGCGAACAUCGACAAAGAGAAAGCCUCCAAAAUAAUGACAGAAGAAAAAAAUAUGCUGGAUACUGAAGUCAGACUUUUACAAGACAAUCUGGACGAACUGAAGAUCAAAGGAGAAAUAAUAAUAGGGAACCCAGACAAAAGACCAGCCGAAGCUCUUCUUGAAACGGCAAAAGCGAAAAAAGCAGUAAUGAUUAUCAUUGGAUCACGUGGAGUUGGAAAAGUACAGCGCGAAAUUACAGGAAGCACCAGCGACGACAUCAUCUUGAAUGCCCACGUCCCUGUCCUCGUGUGCAAAGCCUGAUUUCUUUCAUUAUUUAAAAAUAUACCCGUUUUUAUAAUCCACUUGUUUUUAAGGCAUAUUGUCACAGACUACUGACCUAUUAAAUAACCUAACAAAGUAUUACCUAAAAAUAUAUAAUUUUGAUUUGUCCCU
Messenger RNA from Gigantopelta aegis, 632 nucleotides. RefSeq lists its product as uncharacterized. The record is from RefSeq and is a predicted model, not a curated record. Lineage: Eukaryota; Metazoa; Mollusca; Gastropoda; Neomphalida; Peltospiridae. The transcript is spliced from 4 exons. The coding region runs from base 9 to 500 and encodes 163 amino acids.